AUGGCGGACUCACCACAUGAGCCAAUGCUGACAACAGCACCACCCGAUGCAGGUCCCGAUCCGCAAAGGGAUCAAUUGGCCCUGGGAUUUGUUGCCAAACUAGCGGAAAAUAGCUGUUCGACAGCGCCUGUGCUGACACCGGCGUCCAAGUUCUCAGAAGAGAACUCUAAGCGGUGGAUUCCGUGUCGCCCUCCACCACAGCCUGAGCCGCAAUCCAAACCUCUCGCAGGGAAGCUUUACCCCAAUGCAGUUCCAGGCCAACAAAUUUUGCUCGAUGGAUUCAAUACAGACGUGCUUAUGAUGAUUAUCGACCAUAUCUGCAGCAUAGAAGAUCCUCGCGAACCUUACUAUACGCCCAUUUCAAGCUUUGAUUUCCGCAAGACAGGAAGCAUCGUGUUCUGUCUAUCCCUAGUAAACAAGCGGUUGCGUGCAGUCACGAUUCCAACGCUAUUCAAAAACGUCUUUCGCUCCUCAAUUUCCAUGGGCGACCUCUAUCGGCGAUUAAGAGAUAUCGAAGGCAACCCACUUCUGCCCUCUCUUCCACCUGUUCUUUCGGCCAUCAAAACAUGUGACAUUGUCACGACGUCCAUGGGCAAUAUCACAGGCUGCAGAACUCGACUUGCAAAGACUCUCCCCAGGAUGAAAUUUCUCACUGAAUUCUCUACUACACAUCGCAAGGAUGUUGACAUAUCCGGUCUCCAAGUAACAUUUCAGCGAGAAGAAGUAACUCUCUCUAGCAUAACGCAUCUACGCAUUUUGUCACAGGGCAGUUGGGAGUUCCUCGUCAAAGCCUGCCCCGACGUCGAAAUAUUGAGCCUGGCGCAUAACCUCUACCAUGAUGAUCUUCUUCGGACUGUCAGUGGGUUGAAGAGAUUGAAGCAUCUCGAGAUCUGUUCUGACAGCUGGCGGAAUGAGGAAAUCGAACGUCUGCAUCAGUUCGUUCCAGGGAUCCACAAGCUGACUUUAAGAGGAAGUAUUGGCCACGAAUGUCCAAGUAACUUUGUCGAUUCUUUUAGUUCUUUCGCAGAACUAACUGAGCUUUUCAUGACUACCUUACGAAAGAUCACCGACAUAGACAUGGAAGCCCAAGGUUCCGAAGACUUCGCAGAUUACGACAUUCAGCAGCGCCAAUCAGAGCUAACGAGUGGUCUUUGUGGUGGGUGUAUCACAGAUCUCGCCCCGAUGUACUUGAAGAAAUGUCGCAAACUGAGUUUCCUUGGUUUCACGUGUAACGGUAAUUUGAGUCUUUGCUGGGGUCCAAGUCGAAGCGAAGAAGACCUGGAGCCGAUGUUCAUAUUCGAUGGACCCCGUCACGCUAUCAUGGACACAUGCGAUUGGGAUGGCUUUCCUAUUGUAUUCUCUUUCGGCAGGGAGAUCGAUUGCAGCGACGAUAUCUGUGAUCCUCUGAUUUACCUGACAAUGGAAGAGGAAGAAAAAAGGAUCGAGGUAGAUGACCUGUCUGAUCAAACACUCAGUGUUUCUAACAUCGCACAGUUGGAGUUUGAGCGAUACGAUGGCAUCAAACAAGAAGCUAUUAGCCUGGGUUUGUGGGACUGA
Molecule: messenger RNA, 1557 nt
Organism: Pyrenophora tritici-repentis Pt-1C-BFP
Lineage: Eukaryota; Fungi; Ascomycota; Dothideomycetes; Pleosporales; Pleosporaceae
Source: RefSeq, a predicted model, not a curated record